Messenger RNA from Planococcus citri (citrus mealybug), 1876 nucleotides. RefSeq lists its product as uncharacterized. Bases 269 to 1816 code for a protein of 515 amino acids. The transcript is spliced from 8 exons. NCBI's taxonomy places the organism in Eukaryota, Metazoa, Arthropoda, Insecta, Hemiptera, Pseudococcidae. The record is from RefSeq and is a predicted model, not a curated record.
AUGUGAUGUACGAGUAGGUGGAUGCCCAGUCCACGUCUCGUUUUCAAAAAGCUAACUUUUCGUUCUGUUUAUGGAAACACUGUUAUCACAAUAUUGAUGAUCCAUGAAUGUACGAGUACAUGCAAUGUUUCAAGAUUCUUUGUGUUGGGCGACUACAUACAAACAUGUGCGUUUUAACAGUUUCUACCUCGUGUUUGAUGUCUCUACUUGAAAUUUGAAAUUCCACAUAUUUUUACUGUCAUUCUCACAUCAGAGUAAAGGCAAAAAGAUGUCAUCGCAGAUCGGAGAACAAAAUAUAAUUUGGACGUCAAAAAAAUGCAUCGCCUUGACGAAACUUUUGGAGAAAAACCCAUGCUUAUGGAGCGGAAAUAAACAUGAUAAGAAUAUAACAACAUUAGUUGCGAAACGUGAAGCCCUGAUUAGCAUUGCGCGUGCGUUGAACGUUCCACCCACUCAAGCAUACAAAAAAAUUGAAAACUUGAAAACUUAUUUCCGGGUUGAACUUGCGAAAAAACAACGUGAUGAGUCAUAUGAGCCGAAAUGGUACCUCUUCAAACGGCUAAAAUUUUUCAAUAAAAAGAAAAAGAUUAAAACAAACAUCAAUUUCACACCUUCAACAAAGAAUAACGGUAAAGGAGCAAAGGAAGUCCAGCAACCUUCCAAUGUGCAUGAUCCAAUGCAAGAUGAAAUGCAACAAGUCCACUUGUUGAAUGAUGAAAUUGAUACCGCGACUUCCAAGGAGAAUAUAAUGAGUGAAACAGAGCAACAUCUAUCACUAUCGAAUGCGCAGGAUGCAGCACAAGAUGACAUGCAACAAAAUCACUCGUUGACCAAUGGAAUCGAUUCCGAAACUACCAAAAAGAAUGAAAUAAUGAUCGAAACUGAAAUUUGGACGAAGAAAAAAUGCAUUGCUUUGGCAAAUCUUUUGGGGCAAAAACCAUGCCUAUGGAGCCAAACUCAGGAUGGGGGCAUAAAAACAUUAAUUGCUAGACGCAACGCCACGAUUAGUAUUGCGCAUGAGUUGAAUGUUUCACACGUUCAAGCAAGAAAUAAAAUAGAGGACCUGAAAGAGUAUUUCCAACAUGAACUUGCAAAAAAACUACACGAAGGGGCAUAUGAGUCGAAAUGGUACCUCUUCGAACGUUUACAAUUUUUGAAUACGAAGAAGAAGAUUAAAACAAACAUCGAUUUCACACCUUCACCAGAGGAUAAGAUUACUAAAGCAGAGAAAGCCCAGUCACCCUCCCAUGCGCAUGAUCCAGGACAAGAUGAAGUGCAAGACGAUCACUUGUUGAAUGAUGAAAUCGAUACUGCGACUUCGAUGGAGAAUAUAAUGGGCGAAGCGGAGGAACUUCUAUCACUAUUCAAUGCGCAGUAUCCAGCACAAGAUAAUAUGCAACGAAACCACUUGUUGAACGAUGGAAUCGAUUCCGGAACUUGCACAACGAAUAAAGUAAUGAUGGAAUCAAAGGAAGUUCAGUCACAUCGAAGAAUCUCGAAAGAAGAUCAAGAUCACCAAUCUCAAUCCUGUAAGGCUUGCGAGAAAAGGAAGGCGGAAUAUGCGACCUUAUCGACCACUCUUAAGCAUUGGGAAGAAAGUAUAUCCAGAUCUUCCACAAGUGCAGCAGAACAAACCCAAGACCAGUGGGAUCUUUUCGGUGCUCUAGUAGCUAAAAAAAUGCGUAAUCUUCGAAAUGCAACGUCACAAAUUCACACAGAAAGAGCGAUUAAUCAGAUUCUAUUCAGAUACCAAACUGAAGAGCAAAAAAAUGUUUUGUUUGGUGGAAAAGGUACUAAUGAAAAAUUUACAUCAUAACGUUGUUUUUUUUUCAAUUACAGGAAUUUUUUUCCAAUGAAUACAUUUUUUUAUUGCGUU